Phasianus colchicus (ring-necked pheasant) is the source of this 1125-nucleotide messenger RNA. RefSeq names its product spindle and kinetochore associated complex subunit 2 (gene SKA2). Lineage: Eukaryota; Metazoa; Chordata; Aves; Galliformes; Phasianidae. Gene Ontology annotation, molecular function: microtubule binding. Gene Ontology annotation, biological process: cell division; chromosome segregation; mitotic cell cycle. The record is from RefSeq and is a predicted model, not a curated record. Gene Ontology annotation, cellular component: spindle microtubule; outer kinetochore.
CAGCUGCCCAAUCGGAGCCCCCGGCUCUCCCACCCUGCGGGGCGGGGGGUGGGCAUCUCCCCGCCGCCGCCUGAGGAAUGUCAACUAUUCAACAUGGAGACGGCGGUUACCAGGCUCGAGACCAUGUUCCAGAAGGCAGAAUCUGAUCUGGAUUAUAUUCAACACAGACUGGAAUUUGAGAUAAUGAAAAGUCUUCCUGAUAAUCCAGCAGCAGAGGAAAACCCAGUUGCUCUCUUAGAAGAACUCUCCGUGGUAAAAUCUCGUUACAAAACGUUAUGUAUGCAGCUGGAAAAAGUUUCCUUAGAGCAGAGAGAAUCCAUGAAUGGCAUCCGUGCUGCUCUAGAGAACACCAUGAGGAUCGUUCAGGCACUGCAGCAGCGCACUGAUCUCCAGCGCUUGCCUCUGUCAGAAGAAGAACAGGCUGCAGCACAGCAGUUAGGCUGCCAAACUGCUAAAGAAAUGGAAUCACUGGUUGAAAAGCCAUUCUGUUCAGAAUCUGUAGACCCUGACACAGCUGAAGAGUCACAGUUCAAACCACUGUCUGAAGAAACACUUCUGACUGUGCCAAGGAGUAUCAGAAGCACCGUUAAAUUAGCAGACUUGAACAAUUUGUACAGGGAUUUAUUUAACCACUUUGUUGUAAAUAAGAACAGAGCGGCACUGAGCAUCUCACAGAUGAACAAAAUGAACAUGAAAGCCACUGACACAAGGAUACGGAUCUUGAAAGAGCUUGCUAUUGUGGAACUUGACAAACAAGGCAAUGUUAAAUUAGUCGUGUAAAUGAAGGCCUGGUCCGUCCUCGUUGGGCACACAGCACCUUGGCCAUGUGUCACUGACGAGUAUUUGGUGGCUGGGAGUUACAGAACACUGCUGGAAGGCUGUUGAUAUCUCUGUACACAAAUGCUAUUUCUGGUACUUGAAAAGCUGCAGAAUGAAACCCAUUGAGGUUGGCAUUUGCCCGUGGAUGUUUACAACGUUUACACGACUGCAGCCCACGCGGUUUUUGAACAGCACUGUUAACCAGGUGUCAUUUCCAUCUCAUUGCAUUCCUGAGCGGGGUUUUUAAGACAAAUAACCCAGGCCACUUCACUGUACUCACAUUCCUGAAUAAAUGGUGGAAGCAAA